AUGGGCAAAUUAAAGGCAAAGAGAAAGCAGCCAAGUCUGAAUACUGAUCAGAACAGCAAGAAGGUGAAGACUUCAAGUGACGUUACUACUUCAAGUGUCGUUACUCCACCUCCAGAAGUUUCGACCGAACUCAAGACCGAACCCAAGACCCUCCAUGAUCUUUUAAUCGUUGAAGAAGACAUCGAAAUUGCUGUAGACACUCUCAGCACACUUGCUCAAAACCCUGCCCUUAUCAAAUCGAAGGCAUGUAAGGAACUACGAACAGCGGUUUUCGACUUUCGAAAUGCUUGCACAAUAGGCUUCAAUGCGUCCGUCGACACAAAUACUACGGCGCGUAUCAGCGGUGCUUUGGCAGAUGAAGGUUAUACCGAAGCUAGAAUUCUACUCGCGGAGAUGCGAAUUCGAGAGCAGAAGCCUAAACUAGGUGCGCUCUGCCGAUGGGUUCGAGAUUUAGAUGUUGUUAGUGGUCUCGCGGAACAACUAGAUGACACUGCAGCAAAGCGAACGAUGCGAGAGGAGCAGUUGCUGGUUGUGCUAGAUGCAAUACUUCGGGUCACUGGCCCGGUAGACUAUUCGAUUGAGGAAGGAGUAGUCAUAGACGGUCCUAUUGUACCUAGGAAAGUAUGGAACUUGAGGGAUGACACGAUACCGUCCAAGCAAGUCUACGAUUUGGUUUUGAAUGGCAGCAUACUCAAUUCUUUACCUAAAGAUAUAAAAUUACAGUUUCGUGUCAUAGAAACAACGCCAGGUUUGGAUCGCAAGCCAGCAAACCUCCAUCCAGCGAUCCUUUGGGCAUCUGAGGACAAUGCUAUUGCUUUUUCUGAUAGCCCUCCUAAGACGACCCACCACAUACAUCCAAUUGUACCGAAUCUACAUUUACUCAGAGAUGUCUUGAGUCCAGAAGAAUGUAUUCGAAUCAUUGCUGCAGGCGAGACGGUGGGAUUUGCCCCCGAUGCUCCAAUACGUGCGGAAGGCGAAGCGAAUAGCAUUUUGGCUCACAAUUUCUAUUGGGUUGCGGACAACGCUUUCUGCGAUGGAGUCUGGAACAGAGUUAAAGAAUUCAUUCCAACACAAGUCAAUGGAAGACAGGUAAGAGGUCUAAACAGAAGAUUUCGUGUUUACCGCUACGUUCCUGGUGCCGAAUAUCGGGCCCAUAUUGAUGGCGCUUGGCCUCCUUCUGGAAUUGAUUCAACAAAUGAUAAAUAUAUCUACGAUUCCUCUCCGCCAGAGGCAAAACAGUCUUCUCUGUUCACAUUCUUGUUAUACCUGAAUGAUGAGUUUGACGCUGGUGAGACGACUUAUUUUCUUCCUAGCGCAAAAGAAGGCAGUAUGAAUGCAUAUUCAAUAAAGCCCAGCCAAGGUAGUGUGGCAAUGUUUCCACAUGGUGAAACUGAAGGAAGUUUACUUCACGAGGGCACCGGUGUUAAAAAGGGCUCAAAGGCAUCAGCCAAGUACGUCAUUCGGACAGACGUUUUGUACGAUGUCGACGUCAAAUGA
This is a messenger RNA of Sclerotinia borealis F-4128, 1497 nucleotides long. The record is from the annotation of a GenBank genome assembly. Lineage: Eukaryota; Fungi; Ascomycota; Leotiomycetes; Helotiales; Sclerotiniaceae.